This is a messenger RNA of Dendrobium catenatum, 462 nucleotides long. RefSeq lists its product as uncharacterized. Lineage: Eukaryota; Viridiplantae; Streptophyta; Magnoliopsida; Asparagales; Orchidaceae. Bases 1 to 462 code for a protein of 153 amino acids. The record is from RefSeq and is a predicted model, not a curated record. The transcript has a single exon.
AUGCCUAAGAAAAGAGGCAACCAAAUUUUACAAAUUAAAAGGGAAGAUGGAUCAGUGGAAACAAACCAAGAAGCUAUUCAUGAGAUCAUAGAGAAAUAUUACUCAAAGAAAUGGGGAAAUAAAAAAUGUAGUUUGGAGGAUUGGCCUAAGUUUAAAACUUCAGAGUGCAUCCAGGCAGACAGUAUAAAUUUUCUGAAAGCUGAUUACAUGAAAGAAGAGCUGGUAGUUACGUUGAGGAAAAUGGACAAUAAUAAAUCUCCUAGAACUGAUGGCGCCAACGCAUGGUUUUUCAAAAAUUACUCGAAUAUUAUUGAUGAAGCAACCUGGAAUGCAACUGAUGAGUUUUUUUUCAAAUCAGGAAGGAUGCCCGAACAUUGGAUGGAGACUGUGGUUGUGUUGAUUCUGAAAGUUCAUAAUGCUAAAGAAUGCUCCAAAUUCAGACCAAUUUGCCUCUGCCAAUGA